Hemibagrus wyckioides is the source of this 2371-nucleotide messenger RNA. It is a transcript of the gene faxcb, whose product is annotated as failed axon connections homolog, metaxin like GST domain containing b. Gene Ontology annotation, cellular component: cytoplasm. The record is from RefSeq and is a predicted model, not a curated record. The transcript has 6 exons. Lineage: Eukaryota; Metazoa; Chordata; Actinopteri; Siluriformes; Bagridae. Bases 313 to 1350 code for a protein of 345 amino acids.
GGGACACAGCCCAAGGAUGCUGCUGUGUUGGGGUUGAGAGCAGGAGGAGAUUUCCGGAUGGUGUCCCGUUCACCUUCGGGUUGUUUUUGUUAUGACUUGAAGAUCAACAACAGCUGUUUAUAUAUUAGAUCUCAGUCCCUUUCCAUCGAUGAAGACUAAGAGAGAAUCCAGGAGGAAGCGGGGGAAUGCUGCUGCGGCUCGAGGACUUCCCCUCGUCCCGCUCAGUGCUGCUGGAUCAGGGCGAGAGUCGGACUCUGUCCUGCGGACUUUGGUGCUCUGAGAGUCGGCGUGCCUCCUCAGGAAAGUGGCCGGAUGAUGAUUGCGGCCUGGGUGUCUGACUCCUGGUGGAGGAAAACCCUGUAUGUGAGCGGAGGAGCAUUGCUCGCUGCUGCUGCUUAUAUCUUCUACGAACUGCUAUCCAUCAAGAAGGAGCAGGAACUUGACUCUACAGAUGCUAUCAUUCUCCAUCAGUUCUCCCGACCGGUUCUCUCUCCGAGUCUUUAUCCGCUCUGCCUGAAGAUAGAGACCUACCUGAGAAUGGUGGACCUUCCCUAUCAGACUUACUUUGACGGCCGCCUCUCUGCUCAGGGCACAAUGCCAUGGAUCGAGUACAACCACAAACGUGUAUCUGGGACGGAGUUUAUCGUCAAAUUUCUGGAGAAGAAGCUGGGUGUGAGUCUCAAUAAGAGUCUGAGUGCCGAGGAAGAGGCCAUCGCUCACACUAUCACUAAAAUGGUGGAGGAACAUUUACACUGGACGAUAGCGUACUGUCAGUGGGUGGAGAACAUGGAGGAGACUCGCCACAUGCUGGGUGUGUGUGAGCUGCUGCAGUGGAGUGUGUGUGAGCUGAAUGGCAACCUGGUAAAAAGGGAGAUGUACUGCCACGGCAUUGGCCGCUACAACACACACCUCAUCCACACACUGUUAGAGAGAGACCUGCGCACUCUCUCCACACUGCUGGGAGAUAAGAAGUACAUCAUGGGCUCUAAAGUGUCCAGUGUGGAUGCUGCAGUGUUUGGACAUCUUGCUCAGGUCAUGUGGACGUUACCGGGAUCCAGCCCAGAGCGACUCAUUAAAGGUGAGCUGCCGAACCUGGCGCGAUACUGUGAGAGGAUUCGGCGGGAGUUCUGGCCCGAGUGGGUGCUAGAUUAUGAGGAUUUGUGUUCCGAGAUGUGCACGGAUGCUCAUACGCAACACAGCCUGUUCUCCUGCGCCGACACGCUGGACGUGGUGGACACGCACACUCUUUCACACAAACGUUCGCCGGACACGGACCGCUCCGGACGCUCGCUCUCCGACUCCGACAUCGAGGUGGAUGAAUCGGGUGCUGAGCUAAAGGUCAAUGCUUGAAAGACAUUUUACAUGAGUGGAAUUUUUUGCAUCGAGGAAAAGAGUUCCUGAUACACACAUGCAAUUCAUAUCAUAGCUUUGUGUGUGUGUGUGUGUGUGUGUGUCUGUCAUAAUGUUUUUUUAAAUUAAAGCAUCAGGGUUGAAAUUCUUCUGUGAAGGCUCAGUAAAUAUCCAGAAAUAAAAGGUGAUCUUAUGAGUCACUAAAAUGGAAACCUGUCACUCAGACACAGUGGGGUGUGUGUGUGUGUUUGUUUAUGUAUCUGCAUGUGUGCAUCAGGAUUUGCGGUCAUUGUACAGGGUGGACUGAGAUGCUGGACAUAUUGGGCAUCAGUUACUUGGUGAAGAAGUGUGUCUCUUCAUAUCUUUUCUGCCGGUUUUAUCCCAAAACUGAUUAUUUAUUAGAAGUGUGUGUGUACGUAUGGAUGUAUUUUUAAAUUGAUUGAUUGAUUGAUUGUACCUAUGUGUGUCCAGUCUGUUAUUACCUAACUGUAAUAGAUAAUAGUAUAAAAGAUAGAAAGCAUUUUAUAUUAAAUUCACAUGCGCAGAGAGAGAGAGAGAGAGAGAGAGAGGCAGACAGAGGGAAACAGAGCGAGAGAGACAGAGACAGAAAUAAACAGAGAGACAUAGAGGGAGAGAGAGAGAAACAAAAAGAGAGACAGUGACAGACAAACAGAGAGACACUGAGAAUGAGCGAGAGAGAGAGAGAGAGAGAGAGAUACAGUCAAACAGAGAGAGACUGAGAAAGAGGGAGAGAGAGACAGAGACACAGACAAACAGAGAGAAAGGGAGAGAGACAGGCGGAGAAACAGUUGUUUGGCUUUGCAGUUUCUUUUCAUAACCACAAGAUGGCGCUCAUCCCCCUCUCUUUCUGCUUUUAAAUACAAACUUGAACGUAAAAAGUUAUUAAAUAAACUUUGCCACUUCAUAUAAAAUUCUUCUUUUUUUUCUAAACAGUCUAAUGUAACUGUGCACUCCUUUUUUUUUUUUUACUUUAAGCCACCAUUAAACGCCCAAAUCUCUU